Molecule: messenger RNA, 1002 nt
Organism: Prorocentrum cordatum
Lineage: Eukaryota; Dinophyceae; Prorocentrales; Prorocentraceae
Source: the annotation of a GenBank genome assembly
GCGGGCGGCCGGCGCUACCGCGGGCCUCCCGCCGAGCAGCCUGGGCCCAUGGACCUUUGCAUCACCGACGAGGUGGAGGAGCAGCUCGAGCUCUGCGGGGAGUCCACGGCGUUCCUCCGCUGCCGCGCGGAGCGCGAGGAGCGCAUGGCCGCGUUGGGCAAGGACGCCGUGCUGCUCAGCGUCCCCAGCAGGCUCGCCCUCGCGCGCUUCCUCAUGGCCGCCAUCUCGAAGGUCUGGGGCCAGGCCACCCGCGCAGCCUGCCCACAGAAGGCCUGGUUCGACAGCAUGCACAUGUGCGACGUCCUGGCGGCCCGCGGACUGAACUUCGACGACCAGGCCGCGUCGCACGCGAUCGCGGUGCUGAGGAUCUUGGCGAAGGCCGAGGACGCCUCGCAGACCAUGACCAGCGAGCGGCUGGCGACGCUGACGGACGUGCUCUGGCGCCACGGCGCGGCCGUGGAGCCUGCGUCGCCGGAGGACAUCGACGCGGCGGAGAAGCGCAUCCUGCGCUGCACGGGCUGGCAGAUCUGGUCCCCGUCGCUCCACUCGUGGCUGGCCGCGCUCCUCUCGCGCCUCCGGGUCCUCGGCAGGCAGCACCUCGCGGGGCGCUGGGCCGGCUUCGGGGCGGUCCUGGUGCAGCUCUGGCAGCAGAGCUACAGCUGCGGCACCGCGGUGGUCCUGCACGAGGCGUCCGUCGGCCUCCUGGCUCCCCGCUCGCUGGCCAUGGGCCUGCUGGGCCUCGGCUGCGUGCGCGCGGGCGUGCUUCCGCUGGACGACCUCCGCCCCGAGUGGCUCGGGGCGGCCGAGUGGGAGCAGGUUUACGUCCGUGCAAUGGGACCAGUGCCGACCGUCGAGCCUGACUGGGACGCAGACACGCUCACGCAGAUCAUCCAGCUGGCCUUCGACAGCGAGAUGGGCGCGGUCAGGAACGCCUGCGGGCGCGUCGCGCUGGUCGUGUCGGGCGUGCCACGGGAAGGCGCCAGGCAGCACGUCGCUGUCUAG